This is a messenger RNA of Suillus bovinus, 1315 nucleotides long. RefSeq lists its product as uncharacterized. The transcript is spliced from 5 exons. NCBI's taxonomy places the organism in Eukaryota, Fungi, Basidiomycota, Agaricomycetes, Boletales, Suillaceae. The record is from RefSeq and is a predicted model, not a curated record. The coding region runs from base 217 to 1227 and encodes 336 amino acids.
AAUUGAUGCGUGAACCUCGCAACUUCCUAACCUCAUUUAUAGAUGCGUCCACGCGGGCAGCCGUAUCUCACGAGGUUCUCGGUUUGAUCAUCAGAAUGAGAAAACAAAUCAUUCUGUCCGUGCCCGCAGGCGACUGCGCGCUCCCUUCGUUGACCACAGCCAGCAUCAUCAUACCAACAUUAUACCUGUCCACCGUUAUUAGGGCUGUUCUAUCCAAUGUUAAGCUCUGAUAUAGCAGCUUUGAUUGGCUUUGGUUGUGAGGCGGUCUUGUAUGGCAGUUACUGCAUUCUUUUCAUCGUCUCAUGGAUAGUCUUGGGUCAUAAACGACCUUCCCCAAAACUUAGUAGCCCUGUCAUUUUUGCCAACUGUUUGCUCUUUUUCUGCUGCACUGCACAUUUUGCUCUCGAAUUCAAUCAUUUUUAUAAAACUCUUGAGUCAACUGGAGUCGAUGGUUAUUCCGCGGAGACACCUGGUCUUAUGGGCGCAGAUUUCCUUAUCUCAUUCACAGAUCUUGUCGGUGACUUGGUUCUCGUCUACCGCUGCUGGAUGCUUUGGGACAGGAACUACUUUGUAGUCAUACUUCCCCUUCUUACUGCCUUCGGUGGCUUCGCUUGCAUAAUGGAGGUACUUCACCUCGUCAUCCUCAUGGACCCCACCGCGCCUGCCCCUCCUCUAGCUACAGUGGGCCUGGGGCUCGCAGGUUAUAUCCUGCCUCUUGCCACCAAUUUCGUCGUCACCUUCCUUAUAGUUUACCGCAUCCGGAUCUCCUCCAAUGUUGUAAAAGAAUCACCUAUAGUCAUCGGCCAAGGCGCUUCCCAUCGUGCGAUGAUGCUCAUCAUCGAGAGUGGUGCCCUCUAUCUUAUAACACAAUUCGUGUUCGUCAUACUCUUCUCGAUCCAGCACCCCGCACAAGGCAUCGUGGCGGUGAUUGCCACCCAAGUAUACGGCAUUGCACCUACCCUGAUUAUUAUUCGGGUAGGCUUGGGAAUUUCAUCUGAGAAUACCACCAAGGCAAUAACGUCCACUCGUAUUGAAUGGAUCGCGCGCCGUGGGGACGAUACGGGCACUUCGGGUACCCAAUUCACUGUCGAACACAGCAUGGCCGAAUCCGAUAUGGAUAUUCGGAUGAAAGACUUCGAUCUCAACCGGAAGGGACACGACGAGAUUGAGAUUGCAGAGGUCGAGAUGGCGCCUGCCAGUAAUUACGAGAGUGCUUCGCCUGUAUAAACACCUUGGCAUAUGUACCAAAGGUAUGUUGAAACUUGUUGUAGUGGUGUAGUGGUGUAUUUGGACAUACACACACCGGAAAUUAAUU